This is a messenger RNA of Populus nigra (black poplar), 771 nucleotides long. RefSeq lists its product as uncharacterized. The coding region runs from base 276 to 581 and encodes 101 amino acids. The record is from RefSeq and is a predicted model, not a curated record. The transcript has 2 exons. Lineage: Eukaryota; Viridiplantae; Streptophyta; Magnoliopsida; Malpighiales; Salicaceae.
AAUAAUAGCUAGGUAACAAACCCAAGUACAAGUAGUGAAGAAGAGAGAGAGGCUGAGCUGACAAGACAAAAGCGCACACUAAUAAAUAAUUAAUCGUUCAAAAACUCUUAAAGAUAUAAUGACAACUGAGCUCUGAUCUUUCGGAUCUUUUAAUGUUAUAUUCAACCUCUCCCACCCCUGGAAUCUCCACAACACUGCAAACUACCAUUACAAGAGUGACUCCCGUUUCUUUUUUAAGAAAGACAUAUCCUUGAUCUGAAAAUAGUGGACAAAAUAUGAGUCUAGCAUGUCUUGUAUGCCACAGCGUAGAAAGUCCAUCACACUCCUUUAGAAGCUACUCAGUCUCAAGUUCAGACAACGAAGGAAGAUGUUCUGCCAUUGCCAACUGCAUAACCAGGAAGUUAUCUCUCCCUCCUCCCAGAGCAAACUCUUCCUUUGCAUCAUCAUCCAAAGUGACCCCACAACCAUCUAGUCCAGGUAAUGAUGACAUGACAGGACCCCCGCGACUAGUACGUAGUCGUGCUGUGAGAAGAGACCUUGUAAGAGAUUGGAAUUUUGAUGGGUUUGUGAUGGAGCGAUAACUACUUUAAGUAGGAAAACUGCCGUUCUCUCUGCUCAUGUGAUAGCUUUAGAGAUUUAUCUUGCUGUCUUUCCUUUAUAUUUUUUUUUGUUAUGGAUGCAGUUAAGCUCGCUUUUCCACUUGAAGAGUUUGCGUUUGUGACCAUCUUAGGAAAAUUAAAUGUGAAAUCUUGUUCAUAUUUCUUUUCUAAA